Colletotrichum orchidophilum is the source of this 1833-nucleotide messenger RNA. Its product is annotated as UV radiation resistance-associated protein. The coding region runs from base 1 to 1833 and encodes 610 amino acids. Gene Ontology annotation, biological process: SNARE complex assembly. Gene Ontology annotation, cellular component: endosome; lytic vacuole. The record is from RefSeq and is a predicted model, not a curated record. Lineage: Eukaryota; Fungi; Ascomycota; Sordariomycetes; Glomerellales; Glomerellaceae. The transcript has 2 exons. Gene Ontology annotation, molecular function: SNARE binding.
AUGCCUCCGCCCGAGUCCCGCCCCCUCCUUGUUCCUCAAAACCGCAAGCUUCGUCACCUGCGCGGCAUCUACCUCCGAAACCUGAGUUUCAUUCGCCCUCGAGGCCACACUAUUGACGAUACUGCUCUGAAUAAGACGCCCUCGAAGCUCGAAUCUCUUCGCGAUGCCCCUCAGCUCCAACAUGCCCUCUCCAGCGGCAAUCUGCGACCCAAAGCUCCGCGCCGCCGCAGCACUGCCCUCGCCCAAGCCACUCCAGUGACGCGACAGCGCAUGCUGCAGUUGACCGUCGACGGUAGAGCUGCCGAUGCCUUCUUCUCGCUGCAUUGCGAAGGCGAGGAUGAGCCGGUCUAUAUCAGCGAGAUGCAGGAGCAUGCGACGAACUUCAAUUUCCAAUUCUUCGAUCUCAAUCAUCACGGUCCCUCCGUCACUCGCUCACCUGUCUUGACGAUCAAAAUCUGGGCGAAACGAACAUCGUGGACCCUCCUGCUCCAACACACAAUCGAUCUCCGAAGCCUGCAUUUCAUCGGCAGCCUCCAGAAUCGCAAGUUCCCGCCCAACGGCCUCAUCUUCCACCUCGCCGACGGUAUAUACUCGCUCGAUGUUCCGGCUAAGCCCACACAACCAAAGGAGCUGCCACCCCUCCACACGUCGUCGUAUAACGCCCUCAUGAAACUCGCGACCCUGGACAACUCGAUCCAGGACGCCAUCGCGACACAGGAGCAGCUCAUGUCACAAAUCAACCAAAUCCUCGACAAAACCCCGCACAAUGAGACACCGGCCGCCGAGGAAAAAGUGAAGCUGGCCAAUAAGUAUGUGGCGCAAGAGCUGCGAUCCUUAAAGGCAGCUGAAAAGCGGCGAGAAGAGCUACGCGCAUCUCUCAAGUCGCGCCGAGAGGCCAUUGCCCAAGGCCGCGCUCUUCAAGACAAGCUGGCAAAGGAUAUCGUGGACGCCACGGAGAACCUGUCGGCAUCCAAGGACGUUCUUGCCCAGACCAAAGAGACAAUUCGCGGUCAGCGCCGCCGUAUCUGCGCAGAUCUCGGUAACAUUUACCAGAUCACCCCCUCCCCGACGGGUGCUCCGCUCUCUUUUCAGAUCUCGGGUUUGCCGCUCCCGAACACAACUUAUGACACCGCUACUUCUCGAGGGCCUGACGAUGACCUUCUCUCCGCCGCGCUGGGUCAUGUUGCUACCCUAACGAAUGCGCUGCAGUACUACCUCUCUGUGCCGCUCCCGUAUCCCGUCACCCCUUUCGGCUCACGAUCCUCGAUCCGCGAUGAUAUCUCUCUCCUCACCGACCUGAACUCGGCGCAGGCGGCUCGGCAGCGUGAUUUUCCUCUGUACCUGCCACGAGGUGGCUCGACCGCAGCCCAGUAUCGAUUCGACUAUGGCUGGUUCAUUCUCAACAAGAAUAUCGAGGCCCUCUGUGCAAGCCAGGGAUUGAAAGUUGUCGACAUCCGUCACACCCUGCCGAACCUCAAGUACCUUUUAUACGUGUGUAGCGCGGGUACUGAAGAAGUUCCCGAGCGGAAGCGCGGAGGCGUCCGUGGCCUCUGGGCAGGACGGUUCAAGGGUCGCAUCCCGUCGUCGGUUGCAGGCGUUGGCGACGGAGACUCGAGCAGCGUCGGUGGCAGUCGCCGUGGUAGUACCGACAGCGAAGUGCUCAGCCGCCAGCGUGACGAGCUCCGGAAGGCUCUGACCAUUCGCGAUGGAGCUAACUCCCCAGUCGACUACGACUUCACUCAUAACGGCAACGGUGGAUCUGCGGGCCUGCCGUUCGAUGAAUUCAAAGUAUCGUUGAGAACCAAGGGGAUGAGAGAAAAUGCUGGAAAGUGA